This is a messenger RNA of Mizuhopecten yessoensis (Yesso scallop), 1488 nucleotides long. Its product is annotated as WD repeat-containing protein mio-B-like. Bases 16 to 1125 code for a protein of 369 amino acids. The transcript is spliced from 9 exons. NCBI's taxonomy places the organism in Eukaryota, Metazoa, Mollusca, Bivalvia, Pectinida, Pectinidae. Gene Ontology annotation, cellular component: cytoplasm. Gene Ontology annotation, biological process: cellular response to amino acid starvation; positive regulation of TORC1 signaling. The record is from RefSeq and is a predicted model, not a curated record.
CUCACAUAAGUAAGCAUGUUUGUAAUCUGUUUUUAUAGGCUUGAGACACAGACAGAAUACACUAAGGCCGCGGCUGUAGCUCUUUUUAACCUGAGAAUGGGCAAGUCUAUACAGAUCCUGAGUAAGACUGCUACAAAACAAGGUUAUGAAAACCUGAGUGCAGUUGCCAUGGCGAUAGCCGGGUACCAAGAGGAGCAGCAGACAAUGUGGCGCCGUACAUGUGGGUCCCUGAUCCAAACGGUCCACGACCCCUACCUCCGUGCAAUGUUCUGUUUCCUCUCGAGUGAUAAGGAGAACUAUGAUGAAAUUCUGGGUGACCACAACUGUAUGCCGGUGGCUGACAGAAUAGCUUUUGCCUGUAUAUACCUCUCUGACCAAAAGUUAAAGGAGUACGUGGACAACUUGAGCAGUAUGAUGAAGGACGAGGGAUGUUUGGACGGCUUACUUCUCACUGGGCUGACAUUGGAUGGCGUGGAACUACUACAGAAUUAUGUGGAUAGGACCGGCGAUAUCCAGACUGCCGCCCUCGCUGCCGUCUUCACAUUUCCUUGUGAGAUGUCACACAACGAAAAGGUCAUCACCUGGAUAGAAAGCUAUAGGGAACUUCUAGACCGGUGGAAACUCUGGCACCAAAGAGCAGAAUUUGACAUCAUACGUCACUCCAGUGAUAGUCACAGCUCAAUGCGACACAAUCGGCCCCAGGCGUAUGUUAGCUGUAACUUCUGUGGGAAGUCCAUAGCCUGUAACACGCAGGCUCCUUUCCGUCUCAUGUCACGCUCCAUGAUGUCCAUGUCUGCCAACAAACCAAAGAUAAGCUGUUGUCCAGGCUGUAGGAAGCCUCUCCCAAGGUGUGCAGUGUGUUUGACUAACUUAGGGACUCCCUCAGGAUCCACACUGUGUCAACAGAUAGAACAUAAAGACUUGGAGAACAAGUUGACCCCAUUAGACGACUGGUUUACCUGGUGUCAAACUUGUCGCCAUGGCGGCCAUGCCUCACACAUCACUUCUUGGUUCAAGGAUCACCCACAAUGCCCUGUAACAGGAUGUGACUGUAAAUGUGCAACUUUAGAUCCUAUUGGACGACUGAAAGCUACUUCACCACUAGUGCCUGCUGGGAAGGCUUGACCUUACAUUGCUCUAAGAAUUGAUAUCCAGAGUAUUCGACAAGAUGUGCAAUACAAAGUUCCGUAAACUGUUCAAUAUGUCUGUUGAUAUCCUAUAUGUCUCUCUUCCGAUUUAGGUCAGACGGCUAUAUAUGGGUGUCAUGGCCCAAUAUGGAAAUUGUAGUGAACAUGGCGGCAUCUUUAGUAAUACUUUAUUUGGCCAUGCAGCCAUAUAUAGAAAGGAUAAUUGAGAUUACAUCACACGUGAUCUGUCAUGGCAGUCAUUUCUAAAAAAAAUCCAAGACGGACUUGACUAAUUUUGUGAAAGAGUUUUUUUAUUGGUAAGGAUUAGUUUUACAACAAUUAUGCAAUUUUAAACCUGUGU